Messenger RNA from Macrobrachium nipponense, 1520 nucleotides. RefSeq lists its product as uncharacterized. The coding region runs from base 695 to 1402 and encodes 235 amino acids. The transcript has 6 exons. NCBI's taxonomy places the organism in Eukaryota, Metazoa, Arthropoda, Malacostraca, Decapoda, Palaemonidae. The record is from RefSeq and is a predicted model, not a curated record.
AGUAUUGGCUGGGAAACCGUGCUAGUCGGAGGGCGUAAGAAUAAGAAUGAGAUGAAAAUAACGGGAUGAAAACAUCGAUUCUUAUCGAAUUUGAUGUUUUUGGCGAACUGAAAUACACGAGGAAUUGGAGACUAAUACUCUUAUGAAUCGUUACCGUGGGGAAUGUGUAGCAAAGGUUUUACGUACAAAGUGGCGAUUGUUAGAAAAUUUUAAAAAAGUAUAUUUUUAAGCGCUUAUGAAAAAUAAACAUAUACAUUUCUAUAACGUGUACACCUGCAAGAAACUAUUUAUAAUACUAAAGCUACAUAUCACUAAAGCUCUUAAACCCUGAAACAAAGAAUUAUUGAAUGGUAUAAUCUGUAUCAUAAUUAAUUUAUUUUAUUUUGCACCGGAGAAACGCUUAUACUACAGAAUUUGCGAAUACCGUCAAUUUAUGUAGGUGUGGACUAUCUAAUAAAUUAAAUUUAAGUUUUCAUACUACAAAAAGUGAUCGAAAGUAACUUAAAAAUGUAUGAAAAAUAAGUGUAAAAAAAUGUCAUCAGAUAUAUAUCUCUACCUGCUGUUGUAGACCCAAAGUGAAAUCAUAAUAUUAUAGGAAAAUGGGUAACUUGACAUUAUCAGCAUCUUAACGUAGUAACCAUGGCAAAUCUCACGAGAUACUGAAUUUAGGAGCAUAAUUAACCUGAUCGUCGUCAUGGAGAACUGUUGGCGGACCGUUUGUAUUCUGGCCUUAGUGUUGUUGUUAAGACUUUUCGACAGAGUCGAAGGACACGCGCAGGCACCCGGAGUCUCUUCCUUCCUCUCAACAUCACCCCCGACGGAAUCACUCCGGGCACUGAAUAUGGAUCGUAUUAAUGGCCAUCCCCAGGCCUUACAGCAGUUCUUCUCGCCAUACACACAGCAGUCUACCCUGACGCCUAUACCGUCAGGUCCAGCAGAAGGACCUGCGGAGGAGGUCAUCGCUGUCACUGGAGGCUUGGCCGAGCUGCCUUGUGACCUGACCCAACCUGGGGACACGCCCAUCUUGGUACUUUUUUCUAAUGGUCUUACGGGAAAACCCGUUUACAGUAUUGACGCAAGAGAGGUGUCCCUGCAGUCGGCCCCCCAUUGGUCGAGCCUGCAAGAUCGAGCACACUUCGACCUAUCGACCCAACCCCACGUCCUAACCAUAAAAAACGUCGAGGCUGAUGACCAGGCCGAGUAUAGGUGUAGGGUCGAUUUCAGAGCCUCGCCUACCAGGAACCUACGAAUAAGACUCACGGUCAUGGUUCCUCCUCAGAAAAUCGAGAUAAGUUCGACUGAGAACCGGAAGCAACUGACAGGUGUCAUCGGGCCUUUCCCACUCGGAACUGAUCUGUCCCUCACCUGCACCGUUACCGGAGGACGACCUCCCCCAGAGUGACCUGGUGGCACGAAGAUGCCCUUCUGGACGAGGUCAGCGAGCAUGUGACUGAGGAGGUCACCAAGAAUACCCUGACCUUACCCAACCUCAGCCGACAACAUCUCCAUCGAGUUAUCAC